Messenger RNA from Sporisorium graminicola, 1611 nucleotides. RefSeq lists its product as uncharacterized. The transcript has a single exon. Gene Ontology annotation, molecular function: protein serine/threonine kinase activity; ATP binding. Gene Ontology annotation, biological process: peptidyl-serine phosphorylation; mRNA cis splicing, via spliceosome; peptidyl-threonine phosphorylation. Lineage: Eukaryota; Fungi; Basidiomycota; Ustilaginomycetes; Ustilaginales; Ustilaginaceae. The record is from RefSeq and is a predicted model, not a curated record. Bases 1 to 1611 code for a protein of 536 amino acids.
AUGGACAAGUAUGGCAGCUCAUCGACUCCAACACUGCUGGAUACUGCAAAGCAUGGUCUUCCUCCAGCCGUUCCAAAGCAAGUCAGCAGCCACCCGGACACAGCAUCUAGUGGAAAAGUCUUCCGCUCUACCACAUUUCCGAUUGCUGAUUGUCAGGAAAGCUUCACGCUGGUCAAAAGUUCCACCCAGGACGCGAGUGGUGCCCAGAAUGACGCCAACACGGAACGCACUUCUGCGGCUGAGCUCAAUCCCAACGCUGAUCGCGCACAGGAGCUUGCACGACUCGAACAGCAUCGACAGUCCAAGCUGCAAAAGUCACAAGAAAAAGCCAACGAGCAGGAGCAAGAGUAUGAAGAGAUUGAAGUCACAGACGAAGAAGACGAGGCCGAGAUGGACAUGUUUGCUCUCUCCGACGAAGGAGACGGCAACACGGUAGAUGCAAGCCAGAAAAAGACCAAGACCAUCCGCGUCCUCAAGGACAAGAGCGGCGGCUCUGCCGCGAAUCUCCCAAGCCACACGAAAGGAAUGCCGUUGUCGGAUCCAACGUCGACUAGGAACACGAAUCUAUCCAGCAACUGGGACGACACCGAAGGCUACUUGCGUGUCAUUCUAGGCGAAACGCUCGACGAGCGCUACCAGAUUUUUGCCAAGCUUGGCAAGGGCAUGUUUGCAUCGGUAGUGCGUGCGCGGGAUCUUCGAGACAAUGGGCGAGAGGUGGCGAUCAAGAUUAUUAGGGUGCAAGAGAGCAUGUACAAAGCAGGGCUCAAGGAGGUGGCCCUCUUACGGAAGUUAAAUGACUCGGAUCCGGACGAUCGCAAGCACGUGGUGCGUCUCGAACGAUACUUUGAUUACAAGGGGCAUCUCUGCAUGGUGUUCGAGUCCCUCGGAAUGAAUCUGCGCGACGUCGUUCGAAGGUACGGUCGCGACGUCGGUCUCAACAUGCAGGCGGUGCGGGCGUAUGCGCAUCAGCUCUUUCUGGCACUCUCGCACCUCGCCAAAAAUUCGAUAAUUCAUGCCGACAUCAAGCCGGAUAACGUGCUGGUCAACGACAACAAGACACUGCUCAAGCUGUGCGAUCUGGGCUCCGCUUCGUCGCUCGAUGAAUUGGAGAUCACCCCUUAUCUCGUCUCGCGCUUCUACCGUGCGCCCGAGAUUAUCCUUGGCCAGGCGUACGACUGCUCGAUCGACGUGUGGUCUAUGGGCUGUACGCUGUACGAGCUCGCCACGGGCAAGAUCCUGUUCGCAGGCAGGACCAACAACCACAUGCUUCUGUUGAUGCAGGAGCUGCGUGGACGCUUCACCACGAAGCAGAUCCGUAAGAGUCAGUUUGGCGAGCAGCAUUUCGACGAUGCCAACGCCUUUCUAUCGAUGGAGCCCGACAAGAACACGGGUCAGAGUGUGGUUCGGAGGGUGAUGUUGCAGAAGGCCACAUCGGACCUGCGUUCGCGACUGCUGCCAGCCGAAGCAGCCAAACAGCUCAAGGCAGACGAGUUGAAAACGAUGAAUCACUUUGUAGACCUGCUUGAACGCUGCUUGGAGCUGGAUCCUGCCAAACGCAUCAAGCCCAAGGAUGCGCUCGAGCACGCCUUUGUCGCCCACGUCUCCAAGUGA